Messenger RNA from Exophiala aquamarina CBS 119918, 2025 nucleotides. RefSeq lists its product as uncharacterized. Gene Ontology annotation, biological process: endocytic recycling; Golgi to vacuole transport; retrograde transport, endosome to Golgi. Gene Ontology annotation, cellular component: GARP complex. NCBI's taxonomy places the organism in Eukaryota, Fungi, Ascomycota, Eurotiomycetes, Chaetothyriales, Herpotrichiellaceae. Gene Ontology annotation, molecular function: syntaxin binding. Bases 1 to 2025 code for a protein of 674 amino acids. The record is from RefSeq and is a predicted model, not a curated record. The transcript has a single exon.
AUGUGGCUGGACCGCUUCACCGCUCCUUCCACUGCCACUCCAACAGGCUCACUAACUCCUUCUCGUCCUUAUUCUCCCGCUCCACCACGCAAGAACUCCAGUCUCGCUCCGCCGCAACGACCUGGGCUGGGCUUGUCCGGUCCCGCUAGAUCCUCAUCUUCGUCCUUGGAUUUGAGUGCCAACACCUCCACUACAUCUCUUGUUCAACACCCUAGAAUCACCAAUGGCUCAUCUCUUCGGUUCGAACAGCGGCCCCCUGCAGACGUUGAAGAUCCAUUGAGGGUGUUAAGACAAAUCCUUGGUCAGACAGGACCUGGCUCAGAUGGGAGCAAUGUCAAGCAUGAGAAGCCCCGGCCGGAAGAUAUUGACUUUGGAGGACUCAGCCUCGAAGACUUUCUCCUACAGGAGCCGCCUCAGCAACCAAAGCCAGUCAGUAAGCUGUCUGAAGCCUCCUCAAAGGAAAAUAGGCAGAAAUACCAAGAGUUCCACAAUUCGAUAGCUGAAUGCGAUCAAGUUCUGAAUUCCGUUGAGGGCUAUCUUACAAACUUCAAAGCUGAACUCGGUCAAGUCUCCGCUGAGAUUGAGAAUCUCCAAGCUCGCUCCGUCAACCUUAACGCUAAACUUGAUAACCGUCGAAAAGUCGAGAAGCUGUUGGGACCAGCUGUCGAAGGCGUGAGCCUCUCCCCAUAUACAGUGAGGUCAAUAAGCGAAGGCCCCAUCGACGAAAAUUUUAUUAAGGCGCUCAAUGAAGUCGAGGCCCGUUCCGCCCUCAUUGAGGUCAAAGAGAAGGAGGCCGAAAACGUCAAGGCUUUACAAGAUCUGAAGCCUUUACUAGAUGAUCUGAAUGCUAAAGCCAUCGAAAGAAUUAGAGACUACAUUGUGGCCCAAAUAAAAGCCCUCAGGUCUCCCAAUAUCAAUGCUCAAGUGAUCCAACAGCAAUCCUUCUUGAAAUAUAAAGACUUGUAUUCAUUUUUAGCUCGAAACCACUCUGUGCUGGCCGACGAAAUAGGUCAAGCGUACAUCAAUACCAUGAAAUGGUACUACAAUAUCCACUUCAGUCGUUACGAACACGCCCUCUCAUCGCUGCACUUGCACAUCUUCGACCAGUAUGACCUCCUCGGAUCCGAUCCUGCUCCUGCACGAAGAAACGUGCUGGGUGCCUCCAAACCCAGUGCUCCACAACAUGAUGCGUUCAGUUUAGGACGCCGUGAAGAAGUCCUCAAGUCAAAAAACGACUCUGCAUUGCCCUCAUACCUCGCGGAGGACAGCAAAACAGCACACUACAUGGAGACACCCUUUCGCAACUUCAACCGCGCUUUGGUGGACAAUGUAUGCGCAGAAUACUCCGUGUGCACGGAACUGUUCUCCACCUGCAGUUACCACCAAGUUGCCCGGCGCGUGACCGAGAUCUUCGAGCCCACCUUCACAAUGGGCCACGGCCUGACCAAGCAGCUGGUAGAAAACUCCAACGACUGCCAAGGUGUCCUACUCUGCGUCCGCCUCAACCAACAUUUCGCAUUUGAACUCCAGCGCCGAAAAGUCCCCGUCGCCGACUCAUACAUCAACUACACCAACAUCCUCCUAUGGCCUCGCUUCCAAAUGGUGAUGGACGCGCACUGUGAGUCUUUGAAGAGAUUCCCCGUCAGCAUCUCCCGCGGCUCUGCCGCCGCUGCAUUCUCCCUGGUCGGGGUCGGUGGUGGCUCCAGCGAAGCCUCAAAAACAUCCGUGGCACCGCACACCAUCACACAGCGCUUUGGGCAAUUCCUGCACAGCAUCCUGACGCUCAGUGCGGAUGCAGGUGACGAUGAGCCUAUCUCAAAGAGCCUGGGCCGCCUGCGCACCGAGUACGAAACUCUCCUGGGCAAAUUGGCCAAAGGUGCCGGGGCCGAUGCGGCUAAGCGCUCGAAGUUCCUGUACAAUAACUACAGCCUGGUCUUGACCAUUGUCAGCGACACGAAGGGCAAGCUGGCUGAUGACCAAAAGGACCAUUUCGGUGAUCUGGUUCGCGACUUGAAAGCACGGUAG